Cucurbitaria berberidis CBS 394.84 is the source of this 2531-nucleotide messenger RNA. Its product is annotated as class II aaRS and biotin synthetase. NCBI's taxonomy places the organism in Eukaryota, Fungi, Ascomycota, Dothideomycetes, Pleosporales, Cucurbitariaceae. Gene Ontology annotation, biological process: protein modification process. The coding region runs from base 1 to 2160 and encodes 719 amino acids. Gene Ontology annotation, cellular component: cytoplasm. Gene Ontology annotation, molecular function: biotin--[biotin carboxyl-carrier protein] ligase activity. The record is from RefSeq and is a predicted model, not a curated record. The transcript has 3 exons.
AUGGCGACCAAGAAGAUGAAUGUUUUGGUAUACUCUGGUAACGGCAGCACUACAGAAUCUGUCCGCCACUGCCUGUACACCUUGCGACGACUUCUAUCACCUUCCUACGCUGUGAUACCAGUCUCAGGUGACAUCAUCAUCAAAGAGCCCUGGUUCAGCAAAUGUGCUCUUCUUGUCUUUCCGGGCGGCGCAGAUCUCGGCUACUGUCGCACUCUCGACGGUGAGGGCAACCGACGUAUUAGCCGCUACGUGAACGCUGGUGGUUCGUACCUUGGCUUCUGUGCUGGCGGUUAUUUUGGAAGUGCACGAUGCGAGUUCGAAGUGGAUGACCCCAAGAUGGCGGUUGUUGGGGACAGGGAGCUAGGCUUCUUCACGGGGAUCUGUCGAGGACUAGCCUUCGAGGGAUUCAAGUAUGCGAGUGAGGCAGGUGCCAGAGCUGCAGAUAUCAAGAUUCAUAAGGAAGUCUUCGAUGACGUAAAAGAAGAUGUAGCAGAUACCUUUAAGAGUUACUACAACGGUGGUGGCGUGUUCGUCGACGCGAAGAAACUCGAAGACAGAGGUGUUCAGAUCCUAGCAACUUAUACGGAGGACCUGCACGUCGACUCAGGCGAGGGACAGGCGGCAGUGGUGUACCGGAAAGUUGGCGAAGGCCACGCUGUACUCACUGGUCCGCAUCCAGAGUUCGCUCCGCAAAAUCUGAGAAAGAUUCCUAGCCUUCCUUCUUACGCGUCAGUCAUCGAUAGCAUCACUGAAACUGAUGCCACUCGUCAAGCGUUCAUGCGCUUAAUUCUCCGGAAAUUGGGCCUGCAGGUGAAUGAGCAGGAACAAACAGUACCAUCCCUCUCCCACCUGCACCUCACGUCUCACAACUUAGCAGACGUCUCCGACCUCGUCGCGAGUUGGUCUGAAAUCGUCACUAUAGUCGAUGGCGAUGACUAUGUGAAAGGCGAGAACGAUGUCUUCCGCAUUGAGAGAGAAGGUAGUGCAUGGGGUGUGAAGGAAUUGAAGAGAGCCGUGAGCGCGGUUUCCAUAAAGCUGCCAACGCUAGCGGUGGCGACCGAAAAAGAUGGUGAGCAGAAAGAGAGAAGCGAAGGGGAAGAGACCGAUGGCAAGAUGAAGCCCAAGACGAAGGUGGACGAGAUACAGGAGUGUAUUGAGUACACUACAGCUGCAUCAUCAUUAUCUGAUCAAAUUCUGGACUACGACAAGAUGAUCAAGACCAUCAUUCCACACGAAAAGGAACUGCCAUCUACGAAAGAGACUCCCUUCCACCACGAAGCAUUCUACGCCAAUUUACGAUUCUACCACACCAAGCUAAGAAACCCCGCCGCUUCGUUUGGCAAACAUCUCAUGUAUGGCGAAGUUGUUACGUCUACCAGCACUCUCCUCGAGAAGAACCCGUCCUUGCUCCGGAAUCUGCCUAGCGGGUUCACCUUGGCCGCAACAACACAGGUCGCUGCAAGAGGGAGAGGAGGAAACGUCUGGAUUGCACCGCCAGGAGCAAUGAUGUUCUCUACUGUUUUGCAUCACUCGUUUGUGCUGAACCAGAGCGCUCCGGUGAUUUUCAUACAAUAUCUCGGUGCGCUAGCCGUCGUUCAGGGUAUCAAAGGUUACGCGCCAGGGUACGACAAGAUCCCCGUCAAGCUCAAGUGGCCGAACGAUAUCUUCGCACAGCUGCCUGGCUCUUCGAACAACCCGGUUAUCAAAAUUGGCGGUGUCCUUGUCACCUCCAGUUACUCCGGAUCAACUUACGACAUCGUCUGUGGGAUCGGGCUUAACGUCUCCAACGCCCUACCCACCACAUCCCUCAAUCUCCUCGCAAGCAGCCAAUCCCCGCCACUAAAGGCGUUCACACCUGAAAAACUCCUCGCGUCCAUCCUUGCGCAUUUCGAAGCGUUGUACUCCACGUUCUGCCAGACGGGAUUUAAUCGGGACAUGGAAGGUGAUUACUACGAUCAUUGGUUGCAUACGAAUCAGAUCGUUACGUUGGAGACGGAAGGUGGCAUGAAAGCACGGAUCAAGGGCAUAACGCGGGACUGGGGGCUCUUGCUUGCAGAGGAGUUAGGGUGGGAGGACAGGCCGACCGGUCGGUUGGUGACGUUGCAGAGCGAUAGUAACAGCUUUGAUUUCUUUCGCGGGCUAGUAAGACGCAAGCUAUAGGUCCCGGUAGUGGGGUUACUUGGGGCCCCCAAAAAUUAAAACAAACAAACAGUUGGAUACAAUUCUUCUUAAGGUACGUCUAUGGAGUGGCGAUAUCUGAACAGAUAGUCCUAGAGCAUUGGUGCUUUUAUUGUUUUUCCGAUACGAAUUUCCCUCGGCUAGCCGAGUUCAACCUCAAGUUUGAAAGCAAAUAAAAGAUGCCAGCGCCUUUGUUGAGCUAUCGCUAGUCUGUGGGGUUGUACUUUUGGUGCGGAGAUGUUUGUGAUUACGUGGAAUCUUCGUUGAAAGCAGGAAGCAGAAUAAGGUCUAUAUCCUCUGCGCUAGAAAAGGAGAUUGUUUAACACUAUUUGAAACGUAUUUGGAGAGUUAUU